Molecule: messenger RNA, 3532 nt
Organism: Branchiostoma belcheri (Belcher's lancelet)
Lineage: Eukaryota; Metazoa; Chordata; Leptocardii; Amphioxiformes; Branchiostomatidae
Product: diacylglycerol kinase epsilon-like
Exons: 11
Coding region: 491-2086 (531 amino acids)
Molecular function (GO): ATP-dependent diacylglycerol kinase activity
Source: RefSeq, a predicted model, not a curated record
AUUUCCUGCACAUAUGUACGUAGUAAAUAUUUCACUGAACACACCCCGUAAACGUAUGGUCCAGUCCAUAUCAAAGAUGGCGGAAAACUUGAAUUUUGAUCAGGAAAACAAUGCCUCCGAUUUCAUUCAACGUCAUUUCUCCUCCACAGAGGUAAAUGGAACAGUGUUGCUGCGUUUGUAGACAUCUCUUCUUGUGCUGACACAGCGAAACCUCGUUUAGGCGCUUGUCUUUUGCUGUAAGGCUGACAAACAUAGGAUGUUUACCAGUUGAGACAGCGCACGCCCCAAACCCAGGGAUACGUCACAACACAAGGACACGUCAUGCAAGCUGUGCUUUCUCUAUUUAGCUCUGUGACUCAAAAAUUAUGCGUUUCUUCGAUGUUAGUUUCAUAUGAAGCCAGAAGUCUUGCUCUUGUAACCCGUUCGCGCAUAGCUACAUGUAGCGACGGCUAGCCAUCUUGCUUGGGCGUGGUAAAACAAAGCAGCAGAGAUGUUCCUUAUUCCGGAGCUGAGCUCGGAGCCGUUCCAGAUUUUCCUGUGGAUCGCCUACAUCUUCGCCGUGACGGUCGUGGUCACCGUGUUACGGUCCCGGCGUAAGCUGGACCUGCCCGUGAGAGACGUCACCAAGGGGCACCGGUGGUACGAGGUGGAGAUCUUCCCUCGCCCGACAUUUUGCAGUGUAUGUGAAGAACACAUCAUGGAGGGUGCCCACUGUGACUCCUGCGGCAUCUGUACAGACGAGGACUGUGUUCACGCUGCCAACAAACUCUUCCCCUGUAAGCGCCUGAGCCUUCCCGGACGUACCAGCAUGGACCACGUGUGGGCGCGGGGGAACCUGCCGCUGUGCAGCGUGUGUUUCGUGUGCGGCGUGCAGUGCGGCGGGAACCCCAGCCUGUGUGAUCGCAGGUGCAUCUGGUGUCAAAGGACAGUACACGACUGUUGUGCUGUUGAAGACAACAGAUGUGACUUUGGCCACUACAGAAGCAUGAUCAUCCCUCCCUACAGCGUGGGGCUGCAGCUGGUGGGGAUACGCGGCCGACGACACCUCAGCGUCUCCAAACUCCACCCGCCCGUCAGGAUCUCCAACUGGAGCCCGCUCAUCGUGUUCGCCAACCCCAGCAGCGGGAACAACAUGGGGGAACACCUCCUGCGAGAGUUCAGGGAGGUUCUCAACCCCAUUCAGGUAAUAGAUCUACACUCGCUGAGCCCUGCUGCUGGACUGGAGCUGUGUCGUCUCCUGCCCACCUACAAGUGUCGUCUGCUGGUGUGUGGAGGGGACGGGACAGUGGGGUGGGUCCUGGGAGCGUUAGACAGAGUCAAACUACAGAACCAGCCACUGAUUGGUGUUCUUCCCCUGGGUACGGGGAACGACCUGGCCAGGGUGCAGGGGUGGGGAGAGGGGUUUGUCGGGGAGAAGUCCCUGGAUGAGAUUCUGACAGACAUCGCACAUGCAGAGGUGACACCAUUUGACAGAUGGACAGUCAGCAUCAUUCACCAGAGACACUUUGGUAUAAGAAGACCUGCGAAGGUACUUGCCAUGAACAACUAUUUCUCCAUGGGUUGUGAUGCUCUGGUGGCGCUCAACUUCCACCGCCAGCGUCAGACCAGACCUGAACUCUUCACAAGUAGACUCUUCAACAAGUUCUGGUACUUCAGCUAUGGAGCUAUUGAUGUACUAGAGCAGGCCUGUGUGGAUCUACAUGAGAGGGUGAAGCUUGAACUUGAUGGUCGACCAGUGAACCUGCCAGAGUUGGAGGGGAUUGUGGUGUUGAACAUCAGUUCCUGGGCAGGGGGGUUCAACCUGUGGAGCGGUACAGGGGAGGAGGAUGUCCCACCUGCCAGUUUCAAUGAUGGCAUCCUGGAGGUUGUUGGUCUCCACUCGUCCUUUCACAUGGGUCAGGUCAGGAUAGCCAUGGCUGACCCCAUCAGGCUGGGACAGGCAAGGGUCGUCAAGCUGACUCUCCAGAAAGGGACCAAGAUGCCUGUGCAGGUUGAUGGGGAACCCUGGGAGCAGGGCUCUGCUACAAUCACCAUAUCCCUCAGGAACAGGGUGAACAUGCUCAAGAAAUCAGAGCAUCACGAGUAGUGUUGUAAUGCAGUGGACUCUGAAUCCUCCUGUUACUAAGUGUUAGUAGUAUAACAGGAGGUUUUGGUCUCAUACAUAUGUGGAGGUCAGCUUUGUGGUGUGAGUGUACCUCAGAGAGGGGAAACGUUUUAGGGAUUAUAAAAUCUCUAUUCCCCUAACUUACCCACACAUCCACAAUACAGACUUUGUGCCAUUGUCUUGAAUACUAAAAAAAGUGAGCUGCCUUUUUUUUAAACAUCGGUCAAACCUUUUUUUAUGUCAUACCUGGGCUGCAAUAACGUUAUAUACGGCUUUUCUGGCCAGUGGGAUAACUAGCUAUAUCACACAGGGUUCUAUUUGGUUAUCACAUGGGCUUCAAAAGUUCUAUAGAAUGUUUUUAACACAUUUGCCAUGCACUGCAUGUGCCACUUGAAACCAUUUGAAUGCCAGAUUCAGAUGUUGGAAUUGAUGAAUUUUUUUGUUUUUGUUGCUCAAUUUUUGGCACAGUCUAGUCAGACUGGAACCUCUUGUGAUACGGAAUACACCAUGAUGAAUUCUCUAUGAACUAACAUUUGCUUAUACUAUCAUACUUUUGUUGUAACUUGAAGCCUUGUUUUCAUGAGUAAAGAUGUAUAGUGAUGUCCGUAAUGCUGAAAACAUUCCUGAUCUACAGAGAGACUAUUUUGUGGUUUUGUAAUGAUAUUUAUUGAUGUGCAAUAUGCACAAACAAAGACUAAAGAAUUGGUGAGCUGAGUUCAUAUCCUGUGGAGAAGAGUUGUCCUUGUGCAAAACAAAUGCAUAAUAAGUGUCUUAAAUGUAUUGAAGUGUCAAAUAUGGUAGCAAAAUGCUUGUUGGGGACAUGUUUGUGUAUGUAACAAUAUGUUAUUUUUUUCAAUAAGUGGAAUAAGAUAUUAUGAUGUAAGAUUUUUAAGAACUCUAUACCUAUAUCUAUUCUUCUUGCGUUGUGACAAAUAUGUUGUAGGUGUCCACAGAAAAGUGUGUCACCAGCAAUAGUAUCAUAUUUUUUAUGGUGGAUUGUGCAAAGGUAAAGUGCAAUAUGUUGUAACUGUAUUCCUUGCAAUUGUAUUAUUUGAAAUGUCAGAACAUGAGUUGCACCGUGAUGAUAUCCAAUGCAGUACUGUAUAUUAUGUGUGUACAGCUACUACAAGUACAUGUACUAGUAAAUCAAUGAAUGGUUAUGUAUUGUUGAUGUCUGGUGUAUUCAGAAGAUUAGCAUAAUGUGUUUGUAGAAAAUUCUCAAUACCUACCUACUCAGGUGUAGCAUGGCAGACUGGGCAUUCAGGGUGUAGUUUUGAGUGGUGACGACAGGUGGCGCUGCUAGACCACUUAUGUGGAGGAUACUAGUACUCAUGCAACUCACCUCCAACGACACAAUUUUUCUCUCCGAGCGUUCUAGUUUCAAUUUUAUCGCGCUGCGUGAGCAGGCUUACAGUGAGAUUAAUCACU